AUGAUCGACCAGGCCCUCAAGGUCGUCGGCCUCGUCUCGGUCCUGUACUCCGCCUACCGCCUUUACGACGCCCUCGCCGUCUGGAUCCUCCCCUCGGUGCCGCUGACCCGCUACCAGAAAAAGGGCCGCCCCUACGAGUCCUGGGCCCUCGUCACCGGCGCUACCGGCGGCAUCGGCCUGGCCUGCGCGCAGGAGCUCGCCUUGCGCGGCUUCAACAUCGUCCUUGUCGGCCGCAACGUGGACAGGCUCGAGGACGCCCGCGCCCUCAUCGAGUCCGAGUGUAUGCGCCGCCACAAGAGCGACGUCGCCGUGCGCUUCGUCGUGCUCGACGCCGCCUCGAGCUCGCCGGCCCAGGUCCAGGCCGCUGUCGACGACAUCUCCGACCUCGACGUCACCGUGCUCAUCAACAAUGUCGGCGGCGCGCCGGCGUCGAGCCCGCCCAUCGGUCCGCUGCGGAACCUGGCCGCCGGCGAUGUGGACGCGCUCCUCGACCUCAACGCGCGCUUCAUGGCGCGCUUGACGCACCUCAUGUUGCCGAUCCUCGCGCGCAACGGGCCGUCGCUCGUGCUCAAUGUCGGCUCGCUCGCGACAGAGGGCUUCCCGGGCCUCGUCAUGUACUCAGCCGCCAAGGGCUUCGUGAAGUCCUUCACUCGCGCGCUUGCGAGGGAGAUGAAGGCCGAGAAGUCGCCCGUGGAUGUGCUCUAUCUGGGCACUGGGGAGGUCAGGACGAAUAUCAACGAUGUCGCGGUGCGGUCGGGCACGCCCGAGGCGAGGCCGUUCGCCAAGGCCGUGAUGGACAGGGUCGGGAGGGCGGCGCAGAGGGGCAUGCUGGAGGUGACGCCCUGGUUCAUGCACGCGGUGCAGGUGGCGGUCGCCGGAUGCAUCCCCGAGCGGCUCUGGUUCAAGAAGAUCAGGGAGACGCUGGAGGGGAAGCGGCUGGCGUAUGAAGAGAAGGCCCGGAAGGAUGAGUGA
Messenger RNA from Colletotrichum higginsianum IMI 349063, 972 nucleotides. Its product is annotated as 3-ketoacyl-CoA reductase. The record is from RefSeq and is a predicted model, not a curated record. The transcript has a single exon. Gene Ontology annotation, cellular component: endoplasmic reticulum. Bases 1 to 972 code for a protein of 323 amino acids. Lineage: Eukaryota; Fungi; Ascomycota; Sordariomycetes; Glomerellales; Glomerellaceae. Gene Ontology annotation, molecular function: oxidoreductase activity.